GCCACACAUUAAGAUAGGAGUUAUUGUUUGUCAGAGUCAGAAAAUUGAUCAAAAUCAAUAAUAAAGCAGGCUAAGACAGAAGCUCUGCACUCUUUGUUCUGUUUUUUCUUGUUAAUUUGUAUGUACCUUUGAAACCAAACAUCAAGUUUGGUUUUCCCAUAAUUGUUUCAACGAACCAAGCACCGAAUUUUCUCUCUUUCUCUCACUUUCACUGGGAUUUCUGUGUUCGGGGAUUGGAGAGAGCAACAUACUCUGAUGGCAACAGCUUCAGAAUCAAUGGUGGUAUCAAUGAGGAGUGAUACAUGGAAGGCACAUGUGGCCAUGACACUGGUGCAGCUAUUCUAUGGUAUCUACCAUGUUAUCACCAAAGUGGCACUUAAUGUUGGAAUCAACCAAUUAGUCUUCUGCUUCUACAGAGAUUUCCUUGCCCUCAUUAUUAUAACCCCUCUUGCUUAUUUUCGUGAAAGGCAUACAAGACCACCCAUUACUAAGAAGCUACUCAUGUCAUUCUUCUUUCUUGGAUUAACUGGGAUAUUUGGCAACCAGCUCUUGUUUCUUAUUGGUUUAAGUUAUACUAAUCCAACUUAUGCUGCUGCCAUACAGCCAGCGAUUCCAGUCUUUACAUUUCUGUUUACAGUAAUGAUGGGCAUAGAAACAGUGAACUUGCGCAGAUAUGAAGGUCUGGCAAAGAUUGGAGGAACUUUUAUCUGUGUUUUUGGUGCCAUAUUGAUGGUUUUGUAUCGUGGUCCAGCUGUGAUAGGAUACACAGAAAUGGACAAUGUUGUGCAAAUUGAAACAGGUGCCACAGGUCUGGCAGAGCCUUCUAGAUGGUUAAUCAAUGGUCUACAGGAUUUUGGAUUAGAGCAAUUUCAAAUUGGGGUUGUAUUCUUGAUAGGGAACUGCAUUUGCAUGGCUGCUUUUCUGGCCAUUCAGGCACCAGUAUUAAAACAAUAUCCUGCAAAUCUAUCUGUCACAGCAUUUUCAUUCUUCUUUGGAGUUGCAUUGAUGGUGAUUGUAUCAUUCUUCAUGGUUAAUGAGUCAAGCGACUGGAUUUUGACAAAAUCAGAAAUACUAGCUGUUGUAUAUGCUGGAACUGUUGCAUCUGCCCUUAACUAUGGACUCGUUACAUGGAGCAACAAGAUCUUGGGACCAGCUUUGGUUGCCCUUUAUAAUCCACUUCAACCUGCAUUUUCUGCCUCCUUCUCCCAAAUUUUCCUUGGAAGUCCAAUUUACUUGGGAAGCAUCAUAGGGGGAUCUUUUAUCAUUGCUGGUCUAUAUAUAGUAACUUGGGCAUCUUAUAGAGAAAGACAAGCAAGUACUGGAGUUGCUACUCAUGGCUCUUGGAUGUCUGAACCACUUAUUCCUGAAAAAGGUGGAAACCAAAAAGGUCACAUUUCUUCAGGAUCCUCCAGCGUAUCCUUAGACCCAAAGUCAUCAGAUUAAGAAAAUGAAUUAUAGAAUGCCAAUACGUUGUAAAAAUUGGUCUCAUGAUUCUUGAAUCUGUUAUUGCUAUCCCUUAAUUGGUAAAUCUGUGUUUGAUAAUGUUAAUGUGGAAUGUUGAGGACAAACUGUCAAUUUUAAAUGCAAUGUUAUAUCUGAAUUUUGAAAUAUGAUAUUAUUAUAUCCUCAAAAUUAU
Abrus precatorius (Indian licorice) is the source of this 1636-nucleotide messenger RNA. RefSeq names its product WAT1-related protein At4g19185-like. Gene Ontology annotation, cellular component: plasma membrane. Gene Ontology annotation, molecular function: transmembrane transporter activity. NCBI's taxonomy places the organism in Eukaryota, Viridiplantae, Streptophyta, Magnoliopsida, Fabales, Fabaceae. Bases 256 to 1443 code for a protein of 395 amino acids. The record is from RefSeq and is a predicted model, not a curated record. The transcript is spliced from 7 exons.